AUGGGUAUCUCGCGCGAUUCAUGGCAUAAGCGCUAUAAGACUGGAGCCACUCGCCCAGUUCCUCACAAGAAGAGAAAGUACGAGCUCGGCCGUCAGCCUGCUAACACUAAGAUCGGAGCAAAGAGGAUUCGUGUUAUUCGCGUGCGAGGAGAUCACAAAGAUUCGUGCACUUCGUUUAGAUGCCGGUAA
Cooperia oncophora is the source of this 189-nucleotide messenger RNA. Lineage: Eukaryota; Metazoa; Nematoda; Chromadorea; Rhabditida; Trichostrongylidae. The record is from the annotation of a GenBank genome assembly.